ACCGGCGCGGCUCAGCUCAGGGUUGCCAUGGCGGAGGUGCAGCAACUCCGAGUGCAGGAGGCUGUGGACGCCAUGGUGAAAAGUGUGGAGAGAGAAAACAUCCGGAAGAUGCAGGGCCUCAUGUUCCGGUGCAGCGCCAGCUGCUGUGAAGACACCCAAGCAUCUAUACAGCAGGUGCACCAAUGCAUCGAGCGCUGCCAUGCGCCUCUGGCUCAAGCCCAGGCUCUGGUCACCAGGGAGCUGGAAAGGUUCCAGGACCGCCUGGCCCGCUGCACCAUGCAUUGCAAUGACAAAGCCAAAGACUCAAUGGAUGCAGGAACUAAGGAGCUUCAGGUGAAGCGACAGCUNGACAGCUGUGUGACCAAGUGUGUGGAUGACCACAUGCACCUCAUCCCAACAAUGACCAAGAAGAUGAAGGAGUCUCUGUCAUCCAUCGGGAAAUAAAAUUGUUUGCCAGUGACCAUCGGAACUGCGGGCAGGCUAUUUU
This is a messenger RNA of Mus caroli (Ryukyu mouse), 487 nucleotides long. RefSeq names its product TIM double twin CX3C motif protein. NCBI's taxonomy places the organism in Eukaryota, Metazoa, Chordata, Mammalia, Rodentia, Muridae. The record is from RefSeq and is a predicted model, not a curated record. Gene Ontology annotation, cellular component: cytoplasm.